AUGGCUGAGGCCCAUCCAGAUGUUUAUGACCAAAACAAAAAAAAGCUCACGUCAGUGCCAGCCCUUACUUUAUUGUCACUUCACGUUAGCGUGUUUCAGUGGCAAGUCGGAAAGUACGCUUUACUUGAAGAGGAUGAUGAAACAGCAAUUCUGAAAGACGCAUUCGCGCUUAUCGACGCCUGCGAUGGGUUUACAAGUGAAGGAGAUAGCAACAACGACAGCAUGGCGUUGGGGGAAGUUGACAAAUCCAAGCUACUCUGGAGGUCAAGAGGAAAACCGGGUCGAUCGAAAAAUAAAGUGUACAAACCAGUGACCAAAACGAUGCGGAUACGACGCCCAGAGACGUCUUCUACAGCAUUCCAACGUCGCAAAAAGGCUGAGCUUGGUGCUCUGCGUGCUGAAGCGGCCGUACUGGAGAUUCGCCUCAGUGGCCUAAAGCAGAAAAAUCAAAACCUUAUGGACCAAGGUUUGAAUAGAAGCGAAACGGACACGAGGAGUGGACAUUCUGACCGUCAAACGGUGGAGCUCAGUUGGCUCGAGGAAGCUGUGAAGCAGUACCGGUGUCGCCUGGCAGCUGAACAGUGUAACAGAACAUUGAGAGAUAUUUUAGCGACCCAAAGCCGAAUAUCUUGCGAGCUUCGAGCGGUUUUAUAUCAGCGAGAUGCUCUCAAGGGAAUGGAUGUCGUAUUUGGAGAUGCACAAAGAUGA
Phytophthora nicotianae INRA-310 is the source of this 708-nucleotide messenger RNA. RefSeq lists its product as hypothetical. NCBI's taxonomy places the organism in Eukaryota, Oomycota, Peronosporomycetes, Peronosporales, Peronosporaceae. The record is from RefSeq and is a predicted model, not a curated record. The transcript has 2 exons. Bases 1 to 708 code for a protein of 235 amino acids.